Molecule: messenger RNA, 750 nt
Organism: Impatiens glandulifera
Lineage: Eukaryota; Viridiplantae; Streptophyta; Magnoliopsida; Ericales; Balsaminaceae
Product: RING-H2 finger protein ATL48-like
Exons: 3
Coding region: 260-496 (78 amino acids)
Source: RefSeq, a predicted model, not a curated record
GGUACACGGUAUGCCGUUUGCGGUAAGCGUUUGUAAGAGAAAACGCAGAAAAGAUUAAUAUCGCAGAGCAAAAAUGCGAACUAGGGUUUGAUAAGAGAAGGGAGAAACACUCGUCAACUCACUGAAAACAACUCCAGUAAUCCUUCACACCACUUGUCUCCGAUUCGAUUGUGGAUCGACCGGAGAAAACAUUGCUUUUUGCCUUCUUUACCAGCUUUCAGUUGCUGUUGGGCAUAGUGAUAAAGGGUAUAAGCCCAAAAUGGGAGGGGUGAAUUCAGAGCUUAAAGAAUUGUUUGAAGAUAAGAAACAUGCGAAGAACCCUUUUGUACCUCUAGGUGCACUUCUUACAGCGGGGGUUCUGACUGCUGGAUUGAUAAGUUUCAGACAGGGGAAUUCGGAAUUAGGGCAGAAACUGAUGAGGGUUCGCGUUGUUUUCCAAGGUGCUACGGUUGCUCUUAUGCUUGGCUCAGCUUAUUACUAUGGAGAGAAAUUUUGAGGACUGUUAAUGUUGUUCUCUAUGAUCUGAUUGAUUGAUAUUUUUUUAGAUAAUCUUGCGUUUUCCAUAGACAGAACAGGUUUCAUGUUCUUUUUUGCUGAAACUAGCAGAUGACUGUUUAUACUCUAUGCAAGAGAUGUGGUUAUUGCUGAUAACUUUCAUUACUUAUGUUAAAUUAAUAAUCAUUUACCAUCUCUAUGAUCUCCUUUGGAGAAACUUGUAGACUAAUGGAAAUGGUGUUUUUUUAUUGUCAA